AUGUCAUCUUUGAUUAUUUGUGUUUCUCCAAAGGUUUUUUGAGAGUGGUCUGUGAUUCAGAAGAUGCUUUGGAUGAACCUCAUUCAGGGAAUAAUCUUCCUUUCUCUUACUGGACCUGGAAUUUGGGGGAACAUCUUCAUAUUCAUAAGACAUUUAUAUAUUUUUGCUUUGAUCCCUGAGAAAAAACCUAUAGGUUUUAUUAUCAUUCACCUGGCUUUUUCAAAUGCAGUCAUUAUUUGUACCACAGGAAUCAGAGACAUAGUGCCAGCUUUCUACUUCAGAAACUUCCUAGGUAGUGUUGGUUGUAAAGCUGUGGUUUACCUGGGACGCAUGGCCCGGGGCCUCUCCAUCUGCACCACCUGUCUCCUCAGCGUGGUCCAGGCCGUCACCAUCAGUCCCAGGGCCACGCUGUGGGGAAAGCUCAAGCCACAGACUGCAUGGCAAGUUCUUCCCUAUUUCUUCCUUUUCUGGAUUUCUAAUCUUCUGCUAAGCUCCAACUUGCUCCACUACAUCACAGCAGUCAGUAGCAUGAACAGAUCUGAAAUUGGAAUGUACGCUGGGCACUGUUACUUGCUAUCAUCCAGACAAACAGUCCGCUGGCUUUUCCUCUCUCUCAUGGCUCUUCGGGAUGUCCUCUUUCAGGGACUCAUGGGCUGGAGCAGUGGACUCAUGGCUUUCCGCCUGUACGAACAUCACCAGCGCGUGCUCUACCUGCACAGCUCCCGGCUGGCAGUGAAUUCCAGCCCCGAAAUCAGAGCUACACUAAGUACUGUCAUUCUCAUGACCUGUUUCCUUUUCUUUUUUUGGACAGAUUUCAUUUUUUCCUUCUACAUAGGUUCCACUGUGAGCAAUGAAACCACACUCCUGUAUAUUAAAAUAUUUCUAGAGCUCGGCUAUGCGGUUCUCAGCCCCUUUGUGCUGAUGAGCAGGGAUGCUAGUGGCGCUAAACGCUGGCGAGCACAGGAGGUCACCCCGCGCUUAGUAUCGGCCUGCUCUGCCCGCUCAGGCUCUACCAGGGAGCAUGAAAGGAGGACAGGGAGAGGGCGAGGUGCGCCCUGUCACCUGCUUCUGCUGGUGGGUGAAGAACUAACUAGCCGCUGUUUCACGGGUCAGGGACUCCCUGUUGAUCGCUUAACUUUGCAGGCUUCCGGAAGCGCUAAGAACACUGAGGGUCACGGCUGGAUGGGGAAGCCCCGAGCUAUGCUGGGCUGCGAGAAGCGGGCUCCAGGCCCAGCUCCCGCGCAUCCUCCGCGCCCUCCACUCCGGCCCCGCAGCUCCUCAGCCGAUCGCCCCCGCGCAGCCCCCUCACCUGUCCUCACCUCAAGGCUCCAGAGGAACACCGGGGCCUUUGCUCUUGCGCGGGUGACGGCGGCCCAGGGCUCCGGGCGAGGGCGGCCAGGGUCCAUCGCGGACCCGCAGGGACCCCGUCCUCCACGCGCCCGGCGCCGGCUCCCCGGAACCCGGGUGGACGCCCCCUUCGGCAGCGCAGGCGUCCCCGGCUCUGAGACCCGAGCCCCGUCUGCAGCAGGUUCAGAGGGACCGUCCGGGAGGCGGGGACCGGAUCUGCAGCGGGAGCCGCAGCUCAGCUCGUCCUCGAGCCGCGGGCCGCGUGGACAGGACACGCACCUCCCCGGGCCCGGAGCCUCUGCGCGGAAGCGAGCUGGCUUUCGGCCAGGCAAAGCCUUGGACUGUCUGCUCAAGGGUGACAACUGUUUCCACCCUCCAAGCCCCAUCGAUCACCAUGCUGUUGCUGUCCGAGAACAGUGUCAAGUCGUGUUCUGGAGGGGUGUGUCCUGUAGGUCCGAUCUGGCUGAGUAG
This is a messenger RNA of Chinchilla lanigera (long-tailed chinchilla), 1818 nucleotides long. RefSeq lists its product as uncharacterized. The coding region runs from base 64 to 1818 and encodes 584 amino acids. NCBI's taxonomy places the organism in Eukaryota, Metazoa, Chordata, Mammalia, Rodentia, Chinchillidae. The transcript is spliced from 3 exons. Gene Ontology annotation, molecular function: pheromone receptor activity. The record is from RefSeq and is a predicted model, not a curated record. Gene Ontology annotation, cellular component: membrane. Gene Ontology annotation, biological process: G protein-coupled receptor signaling pathway.